Messenger RNA from Leptosia nina, 483 nucleotides. Lineage: Eukaryota; Metazoa; Arthropoda; Insecta; Lepidoptera; Pieridae. The record is from the annotation of a GenBank genome assembly.
AUGUUCUUAAUCCUAGCGUUGGUUGGCUUAGCAGCGGCUGCUCCAGCUACAUAUGAUCAGCGACAGGACGGCGAGUUCAACGUGCAAGCGGACGUUCAGAAUGUUGUCUUCCUCGUCGCUGUACCGCAGAAGAUACCAAACAGUCUGCUGGACCUGAGCUGGCUGAAGAGCGCGAAGAAUGACGAUAUCCAAGAGCGAGCUGAUAUUCAUGUGAUGGAAGCCUUUGUGGAGCCUAAUACUCCGUACCGCGUUGAAAUCGGUACGGAAGGGGAGAAGAAGGUUGAAGGGGACGGAAGACACGCCGAAGUCCUGAUCGGUAGGAAACCUAUUGAAGCAGAGGAAGACGGGGAUAAGAAUGAGUUUAAGCUGAUAGGAGCCACAGAGCAGUGUGGUCCUAACAGAGUGAGAGACCCUCUGACCCUCAUGUGCAUUGACCAGCCAGAAGACCCCACCAGAACACCCGAAGUAGUCCCCAUUUCGUAA